Messenger RNA from Stegostoma tigrinum, 2732 nucleotides. Its product is annotated as zinc transporter ZIP10-like. Gene Ontology annotation, biological process: intracellular zinc ion homeostasis; zinc ion import across plasma membrane; BMP signaling pathway. Bases 79 to 1434 code for a protein of 451 amino acids. The transcript is spliced from 9 exons. The record is from RefSeq and is a predicted model, not a curated record. Lineage: Eukaryota; Metazoa; Chordata; Chondrichthyes; Orectolobiformes; Stegostomatidae. Gene Ontology annotation, cellular component: membrane. Gene Ontology annotation, molecular function: zinc ion transmembrane transporter activity.
CAGAGAUCGCCGCAGGACCAGCCCCUCCCUGCCCCAUCCCACAGGCUCACUGAUGAUGAUCGGGUCCUGAACCAUUCCAUGUAUAACCACCUCCAUGAAAAUUGUCUGAACGUAACUCAGCUCCUGGUCAACUUUGGGCUGAGCGAUACGCGCGGGAUUACGCCGAAACAGUUCACCUACAUCUGCCCAGCCUUACUCUAUCAGAUAGACAGCCGGCUCUGUAUCCAGCACCAUGACUCACUGCAGGCCCAGCCGCGAGAGAUUACACAGAUGUCGGUCUGGCUCAGUGGGUUCAUCGCCAUUACCCUGAUCAGCUUGACAUCGCUGUUGGCCGUGGCCAUCAUUCCAUUGCUCAGUCGUUCCUUUUCCAAGAUCCUGCUCCGGUUCCUGGUCACUCUAGCCAUUGGUACGCUGUCUGCAGAUGCCCUGCUCCACCUCAUCCCUCAUAGCAGGCAGCUACAGCGGCAGGAGGAGCAUUCCGAGGCAGCAGAGAAGGACUCUAUCUGGAAGGGGUUGUCCGUGCUCGGAGGGAUCUACCUCCUCUUCCUCAUCGAGACCCUCCUGGGCCUGUUCAGGAACUGCAGAGUAGGGAAGGCAGGGCGCGGAAGGGGCCCCAACAAGGACAAAGGCCGAGGCGGUAAGGUUUGGGCGAACAAGGGCCAUGAGACAGAACUCCAGCGGCUGGCGCCAGGUGUAGCUCCUGGCAACAGUGCUCACCCGGAAGAUGACAAAGACGCCUCCCUCAGUGUCCAUGUGACUCCUGACUCACUGGAGCAGAACAGGGGGGAUGCGCCUCCAGGUCACUCCCACACUCAGACAACCACCGGUAGGACCACUCGUGUCCAGGAGGGACAGCACCCCAGGCACAGCAUGGAGCAAGAGACCCAUGGUCAUAGCCAUGGGCGUUCCCACAGGCCGGCAAACAUGAGGAAUGCUGGAAUAGCCACGAUCGCCUGGAUGGUCAUUGUUGGUGAUGGCGCCCACAACUUCACAGACGGCCUGGCCAUCGGAGCUGCGUUUUCCACAGGGAUUUCAGGAGGUUUAAGCACUGCCAUCGCUGUGUUUUGUCAUGAGCUUCCCCAUGAACUGGGUGAUUUUGCAGUGCUCCUGCGAGCGGGGCUCACACUCAGACAGGUUGUAGUAUUUAACUUGGUGUCAGCUCUCGUUAGUUACCUGGGUUUGGCUGUUGGAAUUGCUAUUGGCCAGCACACUGCCUACGUAACACCCUGGAUCUUUACUGGAACUGCAGGCAUCUUCCUCUAUGUGUCUCUGGUCGACAUGCUCCCGGAAAUGAUACAUGCGCAGACAGGGAGCGGGGAGCACAGUCCGCUCGGGAUGUUUCUCAGUCAGAAUCUCGGCUUCCUGCUCGGUGUUGGGACCAUGCUCUGCAUCGCCCUGUUUGAGAACAAAUUACAGCUAGACAUCAGCUUUUAGGAGGCGUCAAACUGGACAGAAGUGGGACAGAAAAAAGACCUCGGGCCAUCUCUCACAAAGUGGGAUCUUCCUAUUCUCAAACACCUUGAGGUUCCUUCCCAGCGACUCGGCCGCCUCCUGCGGUCCCAGUGGGGUUGGCACGUCCUGCCUUUCUCAAAAUCCUGCCGAGCGCCUGGACAUCGGAAAUGUGCUGCCUUCAGAUGCCAGGAGACCACAUUGAACUGUCUUCCUUUCAGUCUCUGCACCUACAGACUUUCCUACGUGUUCCCUGGCCUCUAUAAAGUGUAGCCAUGUUUACUUGGGACUUUCACAUCUCUGGCCAGGAUCCCAUACGCAUGAGCAAGGAUGUGGCUGGGUGGAGUUAGUGUAUCAUUCGGAGGAAUUAACCCAACACAGCAUGUCAUCCACACCAGAUAAUCCUUUACCAUUAGCUGCAGACAGUUUUAUUCAACACUGUAACACACCGAUACAUCCCACAACACUCACUGUAACACACCGAUACAUCCCACAACACUCGCUGUAACACACUGAUACACCCCGCACCCCUCACUGUAACACACCGAUACACCCCACACCCCUCACUGUAACACACCGAUACACACCACACCCCUCAGUGUAACACACCGAUACACCCCACACCCCUCACUGUAACACACCGAUAUACUCCACACCCCUCACUGUAACACACCGAUACACCCCACACCCCUCACUGUAACACACCGAUACACCCCACACCCCUCACUGUAACACACCGAUAUACCCCUCACUGUAACGCACCGUUACACCCCACACCCCUCACUGUAACACACCGAUACAUCCCACAACACUCGCUGUAACACACCGAUACACCCCGCACCCCUCACUGUAACACACCGAUAUACCCUUCACCCCUCACUGUAACACACCGAUAUACCCCGCACCCCUCACUGUAACACACCGAUAUACCCUUCACCCCUCACUGUAACACACCGAUAUACCCCGCACCCCUCACUGUAACACACCGAUAUACCCUUCACCCCUCACUGUAACACACCGAUAUACCCUUCACCCCUCACUGUAACACACCGAUAUACCCCACACCCCUCACUGUAACACACCGAUAUACCCCACACCCCUCACUGUAACACACCGAUAUACCCCGCACCCCUCACUGUAACACACCGAUAUACCCCGCACCCCUCACUGUAACACACCGAUACACCCCACACCCCUCACUGUAAUACACCGAUAGACCCCACACCCUUCACUGUAACACACCGAUACACCCCACACCCCUCACUGUAACACACCGAUACACC